UCCCUAUGGUAGUUUUGGAAUUGUGGUUUAGCCAGGCAGGUUCAGGUUGGGGUAUUUCUUAGCUUGUGGUGCCCACUCCCGUGCGGCCGUCACCAUGAGUAAUGGACAAACUGCGGUGAUCCAGGUCACCAACCUUUCCGCCGCUGUGACAAGCGACCAGAUGCGGACAUUAUUCUCCUUCCUCGGGGACAUCGAAGAGCUGCGAUUGUACCCUCCAGACAAUGCACCUCUUGCUUUUUCCUCCAAAGUAUGUUAUGUUAAGUUCCGUGAUCCUUCGAGUGUCGGCGUGGCCCAGCAUCUAACUAACACCGUUUUUAUUGACAGAGCUUUGAUAGUAGUACCCUGCGCAGAAGGUAAAAUUCCAGAAGAAGCAAAGGCCCUCUCUCUUUUGGCCCCAGUUCCUUCUUUAUCCAGCCUGCUUCCUGGAGCAGGUUUGCUUCCUAUACCGACACCAGCUCCUACUCCUUCUCCUCUAGCAUCGGUCCUUAGAAGAGAGAAAGUUGAUUUACCAUUGCUAAAUGUUCCGUUUACUACAUUGGCAUCAACGUUACCAGCACAACUGGAUCCUGUGAUACCAUCUCUAGCCCCUGUGAUCCCAGCUUUAAAUCCUAUCAUCCCAGCUCUUGCUGAGCUGCCACAGCCGCCUCUCAUGGGCAAUGUAGAUCCUACAAAGGUUGAUGAAAUUAGGAGGACAAUUUACGUUGGAAAUUUAAAUUCCCAGACCACAACAGCUGAACAGUUGCUGGAGUAUUUUAAGCAAGUUGGCGAUGUUCGCUUUGUUCGAAUGGCUGGAGAUGAGACCCAACCAACACGGUUUGCUUUUGUAGAGUUUUCUGACCAGAACUCGGUGACACGUGCCCUUACAUUUAAUGGAGUUAUGUUUGGUGACAGACCUCUCAAGAUAAAUCACUCCAACAAUGCAAUUGUUAAACCUCCUGAGCUGACUCCUCAAGCUGCAGCUAAGGAAUUGGAGGAGGUUAUGAAACGUGUAAGAGAAGCUCAGUCAUUCAUAUCGGCAGCCAUCGAGCCAGAAGCCGUUCACGUAACAGAUCACGCUCCAUACAUAAAGAAAAGAAAAAAUCCAAAAGUCCUCACAAGAAACGCUCCAGAUCCAAGGAUAGGCGAAAGUCAAAAAGUCGUUCACGCUCCAGAGACAGAAAGAAAGACAAAGAAUAUAAGAGUAAAGUUAGAGAAAAAGAGAGGGCAAAAGAGAAAAACGACAAGAAGAGAAAAGAGAAACGGUCAAGAAGUCGCUCUAAGGGUUAUAGUUCUUCCAGAAGGUCUAGAAGCAUUAGCAGGGAAAGACGCAAGAGGAGGAGUCGGAGUUUUUCCAAGUCUCCUAAAAGCUCCAAAUCUGUUAAGAGAUCUUCUAGAUCUCCAUCUCCCAGGAGCAAAAGCAAGAAAGAGAAAAGGAGGAGAGACAGAGAUCACAGUGGUAAUCGGAGAGAACGGGAUCGUCCCACAUCCAAGAAAAACAGUAGCAAAGACAACAAAUUAAAAGAAACUUCUGAUAAAUAUGACACUAAGUCAAGGGAAAAAGAUUCUAUAAAAGAGGAGUGGAAUAGUUUAAAGGAGAACAUAGAAGACCAUGAAAAACAUAGCAAUGAAGGGAUUACUCAGCCUAAUGGGAACUGUCAAAUCGCAGAAGAACGCCAUGCAGAAAAAGUGGAAGCCGUAUGAAGCAUUGGAAGUCUACUGAGAGUUUUUGGCCAACAUAAUGUUCCUGUUUGUGUACUAGGUUUUGCAACCAUAAUUGUAGACUGAGAUGUCAAGUACAUUCUCCAAUUUUUAAAAAAAAAUGUUUUUUUUUAGUAUUUUCCUGGUUUGCUACAGUUGUGGACAGCAUUAUAAAUCUACUACCAAUAACGCAGAUACUAUACAAAAUUACUGUUGUAGUACAGAAAGUAUUUGCAUCAAGUCUCAACAUAUUUGUAGCAGAAAGUAUUUUUUUAUUUAGUAAAGCCAGUUUAAAUAUAUAUAUAUAUAUAUAUAUAUAUAUAUAUUUAUCUCCACAUCCACGUUUUGUUUGUGUUAAACCUAAAUGCUAACGUACAAAGCAAAAGAAUGUUGCAGUUUAACUGUUAAAUUAGAAAAGGCCUGUGUUUUUAACAUUUAACUGUGAUAAUACAAAGUAUUAUCUACUUCCUUUUCACCCUAGAAAAGAAUAAUGUAUAUUAUGCAAGGAUUUUUUCUACUGGCAAUAGUAAGCACCACAACUUGAUUGGACUAGUCCUUGGUUUCAUUUUAAUAUAUCUGCAUUUUCUAGUCCAAUUUAAAUGUUGCAGGUGCGGUUUUAAACAUAAAAAAUAAAUCUAAAAACAUUGGAGCAAAAGGUAAAGCUACCAGUUCUUAUAAGGAUUUUGUUAUCCUGCUUUAAUACUUCAUCAUCUACACAAUUGAAUGGACCAGCUUCUUAGUAUUAAGUGGGGGGAAAAGCAGCAAAAGGAAUAACGGUUACUACAAAUAUCAGUAUACUUUUGUUAAUUCCUUUAAUCUUGUAUCAUACAAAUGUCAUAGAAUCAGUAGUGUUUGUACAGUGUGACAUGGAGGGAUGAAGCAAGCAGCACACAUGUAUAAUAGUGUUCGAAAUACAUGUAUUUAACGGCUAAAACAGAUUGAGCAUUCACAUAAAUUUUGAUAUAAAAUUAAUGCUUGAUAUCCAGAGUUCUGUGAAUUCAUUUAUUAUCCCUUGUUUGGGAUCACCCUGUUGUCAUAUUAAAUAAUUGUGUACCCUACUGAUGGUGAAAUAGGAUGAAAUGUAUAAUACAGAAUACAAUUUACUAACAA
This is a messenger RNA of Bombina bombina (fire-bellied toad), 2787 nucleotides long. RefSeq names its product splicing regulatory glutamic acid and lysine rich protein 1 (gene SREK1). Gene Ontology annotation, cellular component: nucleoplasm. NCBI's taxonomy places the organism in Eukaryota, Metazoa, Chordata, Amphibia, Anura, Bombinatoridae. The record is from RefSeq and is a predicted model, not a curated record. Gene Ontology annotation, molecular function: RNA binding.